GAUAUAGAAGUUGUUUCGACUAGCAGAUUAAAAAUUUGGGGUGUUGCAAUCUAAUGUUUUUUUUACUAUAAAAAGCAUAAUUCUGCAAUAUACUUACUUUUGCAGUGAUUUCACCCAUUUCCAGCUUUUUAGAAUUUUAUAAUAAUUAAUGGAUAGACACAGAAAACGUCGUUUGUCGCCAAGGCGUAGUAGAUCCCCGUCCAAAGGCACAUAUCGACGUAGUCGAUCAAGAAGUCAUGAUAACAUAAGAAAUAGAAGGAGCAGAAGUCCCCGCAGACGUUCUCGGGAUAGAAAAUCAGGAAUUUCAUCGUCUAGAAAAUCAUUAAAGGAAAUAAUCAAAUCUGGAAGUUAUGAAAGUUUCAAAGUAGUUAGGAACAGUCGGCAAGAAACAAGAAAGAAACACACAACAAUGUCCUUUAAUGAGCGAUUUUCUAAUUCAAAUAAGGAAAAAUUUGUCGCUCAAGAUAAUAUUACAAUUGGUAUCGAGAGAAACAUUCAAGGAAACUUUCCAGCCGUUAUUCCUCCGUUUAUUGACACUUCAGCCGUAGUUGUCUUCCGAAAGAGAGACGACGGUGAUAAACCUUUAUGUAAAAGACCAGAAUUUAAAAAUGAUAUUGAAGUUGAGGAUGAAAAGCGUGCAGGAGCAAUAGAUCCAACAUCUGUAGUAUCAUCUGUUAUACACUCAACCGGCGACGGAUGGAAAGAUAGUAAACGAGAAAAUAGAAGGAGGCGUUUUGAUGUUAAAUUAAGGAGAGGAAAUCUGCCUGAUUUUGGAAAGAGACGUGACAAAGGUAGGGUUGAAUCUUGGCAAUUGAAUCCAGAUGUUGUGCCUAAGGGAAGAAGUUAUUAUGAGCAUGAUAAUAGAAUGGAUUCAAAUCAUUCUCAUCGAAAUAAUCGUGGAGGUAUGAGAUCUUGGCAGCCGAGAAACAAUAUGAAAAGAAGAUGGAAUGAUUCAAAGGUCAAUACAAAAGAUAAUGACAAAUGGGCUCACGACAAAUAUGGUGAAUUGGAGCAUGACGGUGAUGAAGAAUCGGCCGCUCUUUAA
Messenger RNA from Dimorphilus gyrociliatus, 1045 nucleotides. The record is from the annotation of a GenBank genome assembly. NCBI's taxonomy places the organism in Eukaryota, Metazoa, Annelida, Polychaeta, Dinophilidae.